AUGCGGUCAGCAAUCAUUACUCCGAUUUCUCUUGCAGUUGGAGCAGUUUUGUUGAUCAUAGUCAUUGUCUCUAUAUCUUGUUACAGAAGCUACAAAAACAAACCAUUGAGGGAACCAAAUGCUGGUACAGUUCCCAACAUGAAGAGAAGAGAAGUUCCCAUUAGGGGUCGAGUUAGAAAGAAGCCAAUUGUGCCCAAGAGUAUUGCUAGGUUAGAGACUGUUUCAGAAGUAGAAAGGGGCAAGCUUUUGUUUCUGAAUGAAGAUGAUAGUGAUUAUGAUUUGGAGGAUCUGCUUCAAGCAUCUGCUGAAAUGCUUGGCGGGGGAAACUUUGGGAAUUCUUAUAAGGCAGUUCUGAAAAAUGGCUCCACCAUGGUAGUGAAGAGGCUAAAAGACCUUAACAACUUAGUUAGGGAAGAGUUUGAGGAGCAAAUGGAGAUGCUCAGUAAGCUUAGACAUGAGAACCUGGUUCCUUGGAGUUCUUGUUACUAUACAGACGAGGAAAAGCUCCUGGUUUAUGAGUACAUGCCUAAUGGAAACCUCUUUGACUUGCUUCAUGGUGCAAAGGAACGAGGGCGCCGGGCAUUAGACUGGAAAUCCAGGGUGAAGGUGGCCGUGUGCAUAGCUCGUGGACUAACAUACUUACACGACCAGUGGCCCUCUCGCAGAUUCAUCCCCCACGGAAACAUAAAAUCCUCCAACGUUCUAAUCGACAAAAACAACCAGCCCCGUCUUUCCGACUAUGGCCUCACGCCUUUCAUUUCUUCAGUAUCUGUAGCCAAAAACAUGGUGGCCUUCAAGUCCCCGGAAUACUUCCAGACCGGAAAACUGUCCCGCAAAUCUGACGUCUGGAGCUUCGGAAUUCUUUUGCUGGAGCUUCUCACGGGCAAAAUUCCUUCGCAGUAUGAUCGGAGGGGGACAGAUCUUUCCCAGUUUGUUCAGACGGUUGUGAGGGAAGAAUGGACGGGUGAGCUCUUUGACAAGGAGGUUAGAUGGCAGGAAUCAUCGCAGGAGAUGUUAAAAAUGCUUAGCAUUGCCAUGGACUGCACGCAUACUGCCCUAGAGAGAAGACCCGUUUUUUCUACUGUUCUGAGGAGACUGGAAGAAAUAGAAGCAAGUGAUGCGGAGAAUUCGGUUUCUGAUUAUGAAUCUUCCUUCGAAGUCUCAGGCACAUCAUUCGAACUCUGCAAGACACCUGCCCGAGAUAAUUCAUUCUUGUACAUUCGCAGUGAAUAG
Cryptomeria japonica (Japanese cedar) is the source of this 1233-nucleotide messenger RNA. Its product is annotated as probable inactive receptor kinase At2g26730. The coding region runs from base 1 to 1233 and encodes 410 amino acids. The transcript has 2 exons. Gene Ontology annotation, biological process: protein phosphorylation. The record is from RefSeq and is a predicted model, not a curated record. Lineage: Eukaryota; Viridiplantae; Streptophyta; Pinopsida; Cupressales; Cupressaceae. Gene Ontology annotation, molecular function: ATP binding; protein kinase activity.